Mizuhopecten yessoensis (Yesso scallop) is the source of this 2441-nucleotide messenger RNA. RefSeq names its product cytochrome P450 2U1-like. Gene Ontology annotation, cellular component: cytoplasm; intracellular membrane-bounded organelle. The record is from RefSeq and is a predicted model, not a curated record. The transcript is spliced from 8 exons. The coding region runs from base 436 to 1896 and encodes 486 amino acids. Gene Ontology annotation, molecular function: iron ion binding; oxidoreductase activity, acting on paired donors, with incorporation or reduction of molecular oxygen, reduced flavin or flavoprotein as one donor, and incorporation of one atom of oxygen; heme binding. Gene Ontology annotation, biological process: xenobiotic metabolic process. Lineage: Eukaryota; Metazoa; Mollusca; Bivalvia; Pectinida; Pectinidae.
CACGUCACGCCUGACUGGUCACGGGUCCAAAGACGUCGGCACGGUUCUCGAGUGUUUUCCGCCUGACUGACAAUUAGGUCUACAUUAUAUAUCACAUACACAUCCUGUUAUCCUUAAAUACAUACUCUCCCAGUCGAAACUUAAAACCACUCCUGAUCUCAUCUCCAGAACGGACGUGUUUAUAAAUUUAAAUAGGACCAGGAACAGUAAAAUUGUUCUCCCGUGAUUCUGACUGGCGGCCCAUGACAGAAGCUGCUGUACGCUCGCGGCGUUCCGGGGACUGUCAUUCAGUCUAAAUUAUUGACUGUUACAGGUUUACAUCUGGCAUUGUAGCUGCUGACCAAGGGACAGGUUGAGGCUGUAGCAUGGAUGAUAACAACUGAUAUUGAUCCGGACAUCUAACGGUUGACCCUGACCGCGCUGCCAACCUUGACAAUGGCUAUCUGGCUCUCUGUGAUACUCCUGGUAGUAGUGGUCAGUUUGUUUAUCCAGUUCAUUGGGGGAGGGGACCCCACCAACUACCCCCCGGGCCCUUUCGCAUGGCCAUUGGUGGGAAACCUCUUCAGCAUUGUUGGAGGUAAUGGAUUUUACUCCAAGAUCCUAGGACUACGGAGUGGCCAUGGCGACAUAUUCCGUCUCCGACUCGGAGAAAUGUCCAUGAUUGUGGUGUUCGGGCUGCAGAAUGUACGUCAGGUUUUGGUGGAGAAAGGUGAAAUCUUCAAAAACCGACCGAAUUGGUUGUAUAUCCCAGCAAACGUCAUAAAAAACCGGGGGCUGUUCUGGACCAAUGGAAGUCUCUGGCACAAACUCUCAAGCCUGUUGAUCACAACACAAUCCAACGAAAGUAGACAGCACCACCUAGAAACAGAAGUCCUAACUGAACUUGCAGAGACAUUUAAGGAAAUAAAACUUGCCGAUGGGAGAAGUCUGGCACCUGAGAAUAUGCUGACAAGAUCUGUGUUUAACAUCACAUCAGCCAUUGCCCUUGGCAAGCGGUUUGACCACUCUGACCCUGAGUUCCAGAACUUGAAGGAGAACAUUCUCUUCCUACUUACAAACUGUAAAUCGGCAAGUCCAGUCAACAUGUUCCCAAUCCUCGCCAGACUGGCCAGCUCAAAGUUUGAGCAAGUAAAGAUGAGAGAAGAACAAAUUUUUGGUUUCUUCAAAACAAAGCUAUCAGAACACGCCGAGAGGUUAGACAGGAACAAGUGUUUGGACUAUAUGGAUGUAUUCUUGAGUCUGAGUGCAGAGGAACGCGGGCAGGCGGAAUACUCAGAGGCAAAUUUUUUCCGCAGUAUAAUAGACUUGUUCCUUGGUGGGGCGGACACAUCCACAUCAAUGUUGUUAUGGCAACUGGUUUAUAUGUCUAAGUACCAGGAUGUUCAGCGACAAUGUCAGGAAGAGAUAGGCAAGGUUGUAGGUCGAGACAGACAGGUCACUCUAGAUGACAGAGCUAAUCUGCCUUAUACUGAUGCCACAUUUAAGGAGCUUGGAAGAUCGGCAGGGACAAUUGUUAACACAGCAUUGCGCACAAACACAGAGGAGACCAUGAUUGGAGAAUUUCAAAUUCCAAAGGAUUCCAUAGUUAUCUGUGAUCUUCGCCAGUCUCAUAUUGACAAGGAGUUCUGGGAUGAGCCAGAAAAAUUUCAUCCAGACCGAUUUUUAGAACCAAUCAAAGACAAACCAUAUCAUCCUUUUGGAAUGGGUCCACGUCAGUGUGUAGCUAAGAUUGCAGCCGAAUCCAUGUUAUUCCUCUCCCUCUCAAAUAUGCUACAAACCUUCCACAUCAAUGCUACAGGGACCCCCGAGCAGAGCGACGUUUCUUUCGACAGUUUUUAUACAGGUGUGUCACUACGACCUAAACUAGCAAACUUCACUUUCUCACCAAGGAUAUAGAAUAAAAGUCAGAGAGACAAAGGUCAGAAAGACAAAUGUACAAAGGUCAGUGGAACAAAGGUCAGGACAAAGUUCAGUAGAACAAAGGUCAGGACAAAGGUCAAUGGAACAAAGGUCAGGAAAAAGGUCAACGGAACUAAGGUCAGGACAAAGGUCAAAGGGACAGAUGUGUAAAGGUCAGAUGGACCAAAGACAAUAUGAAGGUCAAGGGGACAAAGGUCAGAGAAACUUGCAAAGGUUAAUGGGACGAGGGACAGGACAAAAAGUCAAUGGGACAAAGGUCAAAGAAACAGAUGAUCAGAGGUCAAUCAGACAAAGGACAGCGGAUAAAAGUCGAUGGAACUAAGGUCAAAGGACAAUGCUCUGUAAACAAAAGACAAAAUAGGAUAUUGGAGCAGGACAGCUUGAAAUGAGACCCAAGACUAUGAAAACUUGUAUGUUGAAACUUUAAUCAGUGUUUGACUGGUUUUAAUUUUUAGCUCACCUGGUCCAUAGGACCAUGGUGAGCUUAUGCCAUAAUGCAGCGUCCGUCGUCCGUCCGUCCG